Molecule: messenger RNA, 1514 nt
Organism: Megalobrama amblycephala (Wuchang bream)
Lineage: Eukaryota; Metazoa; Chordata; Actinopteri; Cypriniformes; Xenocyprididae
Product: hydroperoxide isomerase ALOXE3-like
Exons: 11
Biological process (GO): linoleic acid metabolic process; lipid oxidation
Molecular function (GO): oxidoreductase activity, acting on single donors with incorporation of molecular oxygen, incorporation of two atoms of oxygen; iron ion binding
Source: RefSeq, a predicted model, not a curated record
AUGGCGUUAGCUGCUCUGAAACUAACUGGAUUGGCUGACAGCAGAAGAUCGUGGGAAUGCAUCAGCCAACUGAAUGCAAUCCUUUGUGAAAACAGAAACAAAACCUUUGAAUACAUUCAGGAGCACUGGGAUGAGGACGAGUCCUUUGGCUAACAGUUUCUAAAUGGCCUCAACCCCAUGAUGAUCCAGCGCUGCUCAAAGCUGCCCGAGAAUUUCCCCGUCACAGACGACAUGGUCAAAGACUCCCUAAGAGGGAGCAGCUUGGAGCAGGAGAUGAAGAAAGGGAACAUCUUCCUGUCUGACUACAAGAUGUUGGAUGAGCUGGUGGGAAAUGUAGUCAGUGGCAGGCAGCAGUAUCUCACGGCUCCCCUGGUCCUGCUGUACUGUAACCCCCAUGGCAUGAUGCUGCCCAUCGCCAUUCAGUUAAGGCAAAAACCCAGCAAAGAGAAUCCCAUCUUCCUCCCAACGGAUUCGAAGGCCGACUGGAAACUGGCCAAGUUCUUCGUCCGAAAUGCAGAGUUUGCCGUUCAUGAGGUUGACUUUCACCUGCUGAGAACUCACCUGCUGGCAGAGGUGUUCACUGUGGCGACGUUGCGCAAUCUUCCCUCUCCACACCCUCUCUACAAGCUCCUCUUUCCCCAUAUCCGAUACACGCUCCAGAUCAACAUCAUGGCCCGGAAUCAGCUGAUAUCCAAGAAUGGGGCCAUUACCAUGUAUGCAGGAGUAGGUGGAGAGUCAUUGGAAAAGUUGCUGAAGCGUGCUACCGCCUCCCUGACCUACAGCGCCCUCUGUCUUCCUGAUAACAUCUCUGAGAGAGGCCUGGAGAAUGUACCCCACUACUACUACAGAGAUGAUGGGAUGAAACUGUGGAACAUCAUCAACAAGUUUGUUGGGGCUUUCUUGUUAUACUACUAUCAAUGUGAUACACACGUGCAGAAGGACACAGAGCUGCAGGAUUGGAUCAGGGAGAUAUUCACCAAUGGAUUCCUGGGAAGAGAUGGCUCAGGAAUGCCAUCAUAUUUUCAGACUGUGACAGAGCUCGUCAAGUUUGUCACCAUGGUGAUCUUCACUGCAUCAGCCCAACAUGCCGCUGUAAACAAUGGACAGUUUGACUUUGGUGGAUGGAUGCCUAACUACCCCACUGCCCUCAGAAAGCCCCCUCCCAAGGAGAAAGGUCACACCACUGAGGACACGAUCCUGGAGACCCUUCCUGAUGUGAGCACGACAGUGAAUGGGAUGGCUGUCCUGAGACUGCUGAGCAAGGAUUCUGCAGACCAUUACCCUCUGGGCCAUUUCCCAGAAAAUCUGUAUGAUGAAGACGUCCCCUGCAAGUUCAUUGAAGAGUUUCAGAAGGAUCUGAGGGAGUUGUCAGAUCUCAUCGAGGAACGGAACAAGAAGUUGGAGCUUCCCUACACCUAUCUGAACCCCAAAAAUGUGGACAACAGUGUAGCCAUUUGAAAGGAGACAGUAGUCCUUCUUAAUACAUUUGUCUUUCUAUUAAUAGCUUUGUCAAU